AUGGCGUUUGCGGUGGUGCUGCUAUUUUUCGCAUUCCUCCUUUUUGCCCUCGCUGCGGCAGUUGGUGUGGCUGCGCAAUGCGGAAGACGACGUUUUCCGCGCGGCACGGUCGGUUUUUUGCACCCCUCCGCCGCGGCAGGUGGGGGAGGAGAGCGGGUGCUGUGGGUUGCUAUGCGUGCUGUUCAGAUGGACGAUAUGAACCGAGGCAUUACGCGACGCUACGUUCUCUACUGCUCCCGUGGCGAUGACGAUGGGACAAACGGGGCACAACGCCUGCGACAAACAGUGCAGCAGCAGUUUCAGAUUAUCCUGCCAAAGCCUAUUGAGGUGGUUUUUUUACGACCCUCCUUUACGCGCUGGCUCCGCGGUGAGCAGUACCCGUUUAUGACGCUGCUUUUGCAGGCCGUGUGCGGGAGUCUGCUGCUGUUCUAUGAAGCCUGCGUGGUGAAUAGCAUCACUCCCAUCGUCAUUGAGAGUGUCGGCAUUCCAGGCAUCUACCCGCUCCUCUCCCUCUUGGCCGGCACCCGCAUCAUCAGCUACACGCAUUACCCUGUCAUCACUUCCGUCAUGACACAGCGGGUGGAGAGUGGGGUGACGCGGUACAACAAUCGGGGGUUGUUGGCGCGUCACCGUACACUGCGGCAGGCGAAGGCUGCGUACUACAAAGUCUUUGCGCUUUUUUACUGGUGGUUGGGGCAGUUUCCGGAGCUUACCAUGACCAACUCACGGUGGACAACGCGACACAUUCAACAACUAUGGAAGCCCGUCGUCCCAACCCUGGUCUACCCUCCCUGUGCGGUCAAGCAAUUUCUGUCAUUGCGAAAACCACCGGAGCAGCGCGGUAACACCAUCGUGAGCGUGGGCCAGUUUCGACCGGAGAAGAAUCACCUCCUUCAGCUGCGCGCCUUUGCCAAGGCACUUCCUCGCCUGCCAGACGACGCCCGACUUAUUAUGGUGGGCGGGGCCCGCUCUGCGGAUGAUAGGAAACGGGCGGCCGAUGUCCAGGAGGAGGCGAAAUUGAGAGGCAUCUCUGACCGCGUAGAUGUGCGAAUUGGGGCGCCGUUUGCUGAGGUGGGUGAGUUGCUCUCCAACUGCUGUAUUGGACUGCAUACCAUGGAGGAUGAACAUUUUGGCAUUGUCGUUGUGGAGUACAUGGCGUGUGGUUGCAUUCCGCUUGCGCACAACAGUGGUGGCGUGUGCCUUGAUAUCAUCACGUCGCCGGAAGAGGGUUUUUUGGCCGUAUCCGAGGAGGAAUUCGCCAGUCGCAUGGUGGAGAUCGUUGACAUGCGGAUUCAACGGCCGCAGAAGUACAGGCAUUUCCAGGAGCAAGGACUGACUGCGAUUAGGCGCUUCAGCGACGAAGAAUUUCAAGAGAAGUUUAUGGCGGCGGUCCGCCCCCAUCUCCUCCUGUAA
Molecule: messenger RNA, 1413 nt
Organism: Trypanosoma conorhini
Lineage: Eukaryota; Euglenozoa; Kinetoplastea; Trypanosomatida; Trypanosomatidae
Product: putative dolichyl-P-Man:GDP-Man1GlcNAc2-PP-dolichyl alpha-1,3-mannosyltransferase
Exons: 1
Coding region: 1-1413 (470 amino acids)
Biological process (GO): protein N-linked glycosylation
Cellular component (GO): endoplasmic reticulum membrane
Molecular function (GO): GDP-Man:Man(3)GlcNAc(2)-PP-Dol alpha-1,2-mannosyltransferase activity
Source: RefSeq, a predicted model, not a curated record